This is a messenger RNA of Nyctereutes procyonoides (raccoon dog), 243 nucleotides long. Its product is annotated as cytochrome c oxidase subunit NDUFA4-like. NCBI's taxonomy places the organism in Eukaryota, Metazoa, Chordata, Mammalia, Carnivora, Canidae. The record is from RefSeq and is a predicted model, not a curated record. The annotation marks the transcript as partial. The transcript has a single exon.
CGCCAGAUCCUGGGUCAGGCCAUGAAGCAUCCGAGCUCGAUCCUCCUCUUCGUAUUUAUUGGCGUGGAAGGUACUGGAGCAGUGCUGUACAUCUUGGGCCUGGCAUUGUUCGAUCCAGAGGUCAGUUGGGAUAGGAAGAAUUACCCAGAAUCCUGGAAAAAACUGGGUCCCCAUGAUCAGUACAAGCUCUACUCAGUGAAGAUAGAUUACAGCAAACUAAAGAAAGAAGGUCCAGACUUCUAA